This is a messenger RNA of Periophthalmus magnuspinnatus, 7758 nucleotides long. Its product is annotated as phosphatidylinositol 4-kinase beta-like. Gene Ontology annotation, biological process: phosphatidylinositol phosphate biosynthetic process; phosphatidylinositol-mediated signaling. The record is from RefSeq and is a predicted model, not a curated record. Gene Ontology annotation, molecular function: 1-phosphatidylinositol 4-kinase activity. Bases 186 to 3050 code for a protein of 954 amino acids. Gene Ontology annotation, cellular component: membrane; cytoplasm. Lineage: Eukaryota; Metazoa; Chordata; Actinopteri; Gobiiformes; Gobiidae. The transcript is spliced from 14 exons.
UCGAUCCGAGCCAAGACAAACCUGAGCCAAAUGGACCGGUCCGGAUCUCGUUGAGCUGGAUUAAACCCGGACCAGACGUGGACUAGCCCUGGAUUUUCCCUCGGUUCUCGUGCCGGGCUAGAGCCGGGGUUUGGUCGGGAUCGCUGCGGUGGUUCCAGCGGAGUGGCCUCUGCAGCCGGUCCAAGAUGGCGGACGCUGACGUCUCACUACCUCCUCUUCACUCACCUUCCCCUGUCGCUAUGGAGACGGACCUGAACGCCGGCACAGUGAUCGACCCAGAAGUGGCUCUAAAAGCCUGCCAAGAAGUCCUCCUCAAAGUCCAGCUCCAGAAUCAAGACCACUUAGACCGGGAUCUAGACCAGGACCAAGACCAGGACCAAGACCAGGCCCAAGACCAAGACCAAGACCAAGACCAAGACCAAGACCAAGACCAGGGCCAAGACCAGGGCCAAGACCAGGGCCAAGACCAAGACCAAGACCAAGACCAAGACCAAGACCAAGACCAAGACCAAGACCAAGACCAAGACCAAGACCAAGACCAAGACCAAGACCAAGACCAAGACCAAGACCAAGACCAAGACCAAGACCAGGACCUCUCAGAACACAAUCAGAGCCAUCAAGAUCAGAGACCAGACCAGAACCAGGCACAAACCCAAACCCAGGCGAAACCCAAUCAGAACCAUCAGCACCGCCAAAGUCUAGACCAGAACCAGAACACUACAGAACCCAAUCAGAACCACAGACCAGACCACAGACCAGACCACAGACCAGACCACGACCUCCCUAUGCCCCAUCACAACCACAUAUCCCAGGACCAAACCACAAAGGCUUCGGAGCCGUGCACACCGUGGCUGAUCGCGGAAGAAGACGAGGAGGAGGCGGUCCAGACCUCCAAACAGUCGUGGCUCCUGCGGCUGUUCGAGUCAAAGCUGUUUGACGUCUCCAUGGCAAUCUCGUAUCUGUACAAGUCCAAAGAGCCAGGUGUGCAGGCGUACAUCGGCAACCGCCUCUUCAGCUUCCCCGAUGAAGAUGCAGAGUUCUACCUGCCCCAGCUGCUCAGCAUGUACGUGCACAUGGACACGGAGGUGGGCGAUGCCAUUAGACCCUACCUGCUUCACCGGUGCCGAGGCUCCAUCACCUUCUCCCUGCUCUCCGCUUGGCUCCUAGGGGCCUACUCCAGUGACAUGCACAUCUCCACCCAGAGACACUCACGAGGAACCAAGCUCAGAAGACUCAUCCUGUCUGAAGAGCUAAAGCCUAACCAGAACCAGAACAACCACAACUGCAACUACGGCAACCACCAUGGCAACCACCACGGCAACCACGACACACACACAUGUACAGGUCUUCGUGAUGAGGUUUUCUUGGUGUCUCCGUCUCGCAAAACACAUCAGAGGUCAAAGUCGGACGCAUGCACGGCCACAAGCGUGCACGGAGCAGCCCUAAGGAGAACUGGCAGCAACCCCCGAGUGGAGCACCUGCAUGAGGAGCCCGAGCGUCUCCGUCCUCAGCGAGACUUUGUUAAGUCCCUCCUCUGCAUCGGGAAGCGUUUGGCAACUCUCCCGACAAAGGAGCAGAAGACCCAGAGGCUGAUCUCAGAACUGUCGCUGCUCAACCACAAACUGCCUGGACGAGUGUGGCUGCCCACAGCCGACCACCAGCACCACGUGGUCAGAGUGCCACACACACAGGCUGUGGUGCUCAACUCUAAAGACAAGGCUCCGUACAUCAUUUACGUGGAAGUGGUGGAGUGUGAGAGCUUCGAGACAUCUCCAGUCCCGAUCCGAAUCCCUGAGACCCGGAUUAGGACCGCAAGAUCUGCCGAGAACCUGGACUGUGGCUCUGUGGGCGGGAUGAGUGUCGGCGGGGCUGGGUCUGUAACAUCAGAACCAGGGGGCGGGGCCAGCGUGAUGACAUCAGAGCACAGAGCAGGAAGUUACUCCACUGUCCAAAACUAUGACAACGAUGACGAAGCCUGGGCCACAGACGACAUUGGACAGCUGCAGGUUGAGGGCGAGGGUCAAACAAGCAGCAGUGAUAACAUCAGUCAGUUCUCUGUGGACAGUCUGACCAGUCUGGAGAGUAAAGAGCCCGUGUUCAUCGCCGCAGGAGACAUCCGCCGCCGCCUCUCUGAAAACCUCGCACACACGCCCACCACAUUCAGACGGGACCCAGAGGACCCCUCUGCGGUGGCACUCAAGGAGCCCUGGGAGGAGAAAGUCAGGCGUAUACGAGAGGGCUCUCCAUACGGGCACCUGCCAAACUGGAGGCUCCUGUCGGUGAUUGUCAAGUGUGGAGACGACCUGAGACAGGAGCUGUUAGCCUACCAGGUCCUAAAGCAACUCCAGAGUAUUUGGCAGCAGGAGCGAGUGCCACUCUGGAUAAAGCCAUACAAAAUCGUGGUGAUGUCAUCAGACAGCGGAAUGAUCGAACCAGUGCUCAAUGCUGUAUCCCUGCACCAGGUGCGUAAACAGAGCCAGCUCUCCCUGUUGGAUUACUUCCUUCAGGAACACGGCAGUUUCACGACUGAAGCGUUUCUUUCAGCUCAGAGGAACUUUGUGCAGAGCUGUGCAGGAUACAGCCUCAUCUGCUACUUACUGCAGGUCAAAGACAGACACAAUGGGAACAUCUUGCUGGACUCUGAGGGACACAUCAUUCACAUUGACUUCGGCUUCAUUUUGUCCAGCUCUCCUCGAAACCUGGGCUUUGAGACGUCGGCGUUUAAACUCACCUCUGAGUUUGUGGACGUGAUGGGAGGUCUGGACGGAGACAUGUUUAUUUAUUACAAGAUGUUGAUGCUUCAGGGACUCAUCGCUGCACGGAAACACAUGGAGAAAGUCCUACAGAUUGUGGAGAUCAUGCAGCAAGGGUCACACCUGCCCUGUUUCCAUGGCUCCAGCACCAUCCGUGGGCUGAAGGAAAGGUUCCACAUGAGCCUGACGGAGGAGCAGCUGCAGGGUCUAGUGGAGCAGCUGGUGGACGGCUCCAUGAGGUCCAUCACCACAAAACUGUACGACAGCUUUCAGUAUGUGACCAACGGGAUCAUGUGAGGACUAAACCAGGCCUGAACCAGGCCUGAACCAGGCCUGAACCAGGCCUGAACCAGGCCUGAACCAGGCCUGAACCAGGCCUGAACCAGGCCUGAACCAGGCCUGAACCAGGACUGAACCAGGACUGAACCAGGACUGAACCAGAACUGAAAACACGACUAAACCAGAACCCAGGACUAACCCAUGGACUAAACCAGGACUACAGGAGGUCUGAGCUGAGACCCAGGACUAAACCAGGUUUGAUCCAUCACCCCAAAGCUGUAUAACAGCUUUCAAUGUGACCAGUGGGAUUAUGUGAGGCCUGAACCAGGCCUGAACCAGGCCUGAACCAGGCCUGAACCAGGCCUGAACCAGGCCUGAACCAGGCCUGAACCAGGACUGAAUCAGGAUUCAGACUGGAACAGACCCUGUUUGAGACUAAAUAGACCUUUGGGGUUGCAGAAAAAGGAUAUUUAUGGAGCAUUUAAACUGAAUCAGACCUCUGUGCCGGGUCUGAACAAGUACUGAACCAGGACUGAACUGCUAAACUUGUCAUAAACUGGGUCUAAACCGGAUGAAAGCCACGUCUAAACCAAGAUUAAACCGUGCGAUCUGGACUGAAUGGGCCUCUCCACGAGUCUCUGGCUCUACACAAAAACAUUUUAAAGGUUUCUCAUUUUAAACUGUUACAUGAACUGGGCGUGACUGGAUCCAACAGAAUCAGCACCGGAAAGAGCUGGAAAACUGUGGAAAGAGCACGAAAACUGUGGAAAGAGCACGAAAACUGUGGAAAGAGCACGAAAACUGUGGAAAGAGCACGAAAACUGUGGAAAGAGCACGAAAACUGUGGAAAGCGCGGGAAAACGAGGUGUGAGGAGAGGGACGAGAUGGUGGUUGAGGCUCUGAGCUGCUCAUCACUUUGUUUUAAAACCACUAAAAUUGUAAAUUGUAAAACCGCACAAACAAACUCACAGCACAGGACGAGACACAACUCAACAAACUGUUGAACAACUACACUAAAAUAAAUAAAAGCUCCCAAGUUUAUUGCAGAAAACCAAAUGAAUUUAAAAUUAAAUAUUCAAUUGAAAACUUUACAUAAUAGAAAAUAAUAGAAUUAGAAAUAACUUUUAGGGUUAAAUGUUGCUGAACGUUUUGGCCUAAAAUGACCCAAAUCAGAUCAGAACAGUGACUCCUUGAGUUUAAACAUUUUUGAUGAAGCUACAACAAAUUUGCCAAACAUUUAGAGACAUAUUUUGUCUUUGCCAAAAAUUGGUGAGGAAUUUUUAUUAUUUUUUGUGAUAAAAUUAGGAAAAACUGUAAAAGCACUUCAGUAUUUUUUUAAUAAAUAUUCAACAUUUGGAAACACAAAUCUGAGUUACGUUUUACUCAGAAUGUAACUAAUAUCAAACCAGUUACAUAUGUGUGAUUAAAACACUCCACUCAAUGAGGUCUUAACUCCUGAAACAUCCUGACAUCACUCGAAAGACAACUGUAAAUAUGUCCAUUGGAUUUAUGAUGGGAAACAACAUUUUAUAAGAAAAUGUUUUGUUUUCCCAAGAAGUCCCAAUGGUUUUAAAAUCUCUUUUUUCAUGUUUUAUUUGAAUAAUUUGAAAAAGGGUUAAAACUUUGGCACCAGCAAAAAAAAAACAAAAAACACUCAUUUAAAGAGGAGGUAUUCUGCGAAAUGGACUUUUUGGAGCCUUCUGCUGUGUUUUAACAAUGUUCCUUAUCAAAAACAUGCCUGAAGAGGUUUUAAAUGUCAUCCAUGCAUGUUUAUUUUAGCGAUCUGUUCCAGGCCCUAUUCGAACUCUCUUUACAGUUAGCAGUACGAGCCUGUAUGAGGCUCCACCCACAAGUCUUCAUCACCCAUGCUCCCACAUGACAAUUCUCCAUAAAUAUACAAAAACAUGAUACAAAACUGCACACAGCAACUUCACAGACCAGUGUGCAGUAGUUUCAUUAGUGGGAUGCUGCAGAUUGUGUUGUGAUAGCGCUCUGAAGGAGGAGUGAAUUAGCACAGAGAGCAAAGGAAGAAGAGACUCACAAACAAACAUGAAACUUAUAAAACAUGUUAAUACGUUGUUUUGGUUGAAUAUAGCAUUUUCAAAACAACAAAAAAUAACAGGGUGAUCUAAAUACAUGAUCUGUCCUAGAGAAGUAAAAUACCUCCUCUUUAAACGCCAUGACUGAAACACGACUGAAACGUUUAUUAUUUUCACCAGAAAUGUCUCAUUUUCCUGCAAAGUCUGUCAUUUAUUUCUGUUUUUGUAUUUAUUUGAGUUGUUUCCAGGUCGCAUUUCUGGGCCAUUCCUCUCACAUUUUAUAUUCUUCCUACACCUGCUUUUUAUAUGAACUGUUCCUUUUGCAAUUUAAUUUCUGCUGAAAUGUUUUAUUGUUUUGAAUGUUCGUGUUUUAUUUUGAAAGGUCUUGAAUUUCAAAUGUUACAGUUGUAUUUAAAUGUAAUGUUGUUGUUUUUUUUUUCUCUGUACAUUCCUAUUGUAUUAACCCAUAGACUGUAUAUAUAAAUGGACAUAGCUAACCUGCUAGCUGCCACGUUCCAAACAGGAAGUGAGCAUAGGCGUGUUUCGGCACAGUCGACUUUGGCUCCAACUCAUUUUCUGUUGAAAAACUGUGGCCCCUCUCUCUGUAACUACUGCUGUCAGACUCGUCAUUCUGACCAUCGUGAUGUUGGGUUUAUCCCGCUCUACAUGAUUCUGGGUUUUUUAUUUCUCUCUGUCUCUAAAUCAAAACAUGAACGUUAAUAAGCGCUUCAUUGGCUGAAGCUGAACGCUGUGGGUGACACUCACUCAGUCCACUUCCUUUAUACAGGCUAUGGUUUUAACUUGUGACAUUUCCUCAAUAUGUGAAAGAUUUAAACUUUUACCGUCCAACUAAACCACUGCACAUGUGACCGUGCUGAAAACACUUUACGCCAGUUUGUUCGACAUGUUUUAAUGAUGAUGUUCACAGUUUCAGAUAGAGGCCAUGGUCUAAUAAUUACAGUGGUCCCUAGAAUAUCGUGGGGGUUACGUUCUGAAAAUAACCCGCAAUAGGCGAAAUCCGUGAAGUAGUCAGCUUUAUUUUUCACAAUUAUUAUAUCUGUUUUAAGGCUGUAAAACCCCUCACCACACACUUUAUCCAUUCUUCUCAGAUAGGCAUUUUCUCACAAUUUCUCUGUUGUUUAAUUCAUUAAUAGUGACUCGCGUGUAUUUCACAGUUCUUCUGAUCGUGCCUCUUCGUCCUGGUGCCGCUCCACUGUAGUGAUCCAACAUUUAUGUAAAUUUGGCUGAACACAUUCUCUACUGUACAGGAGACAUGGCACGGAGGAGACUGAUUAAUAGUAGUCUACAGUCCCUUAGCCAAUCAGGAAGAAGAACACAAUGCACGUUCACAUUGUAAAAAAGCAUGCAAAAUUGCACUAAAAAAAUCCGCAAAACAGUGAGACCACAAAAGGUGAACUGUGAUAUAGCGAGGGACAACCGUACACAAAUGUUGAACCUGAACUUGUCAUAGUCAUUUUAUGGCUUAAAUUCCUUUUCACCUGACAACACUCACGUCUUCGGGGUUGAAUAAUGGCACCACUUUCUGACGCUAUUGUGAAAAAAUGAUAUCACUUUUGUUUCUUUACACUGACAGAGAAGAUGUUGAACUUUGUGCCAGUUUUUGUUUCAUGAGGAUAGGCCCAGUGAUUACAAAAACGAUCUUUAAAGGUGCACUGUCCAGUUUGAUAGGCGUAGGAUUUGGCAGUGUAGUCAUUUUGAUACAAAAAAAAACACACAAAAAAAAAUUCCGCUGUUUGCUAGUGUGAUGUGCAGCUAUCCAUAGGGGGCAUGAACAGCAUGCGAUCCUUUGUUGUCAUGGCGUUCACAGCGACAUCAGCUCCCAUUGGCCACCGCAGUUUUCUAAUGCAGAAUUCAGUUGACUUGUUUCUGUUAUUAAGUUAUUUUAAUAUUCGAUCAAUAUUGUGAUUUAAAAUGUUGAAAAUAUAUAAACAUAAUGAUCUACGGGUCAGAUUAAACUAUAGAGCAGAGACAAAAGGUCUUACUAUGGAACAUUCUGAGCAAAACAGUAACAUCUGAGCAACCCUCCUGCAGAAAAGUUAUACAGUGCAUCUUUAAAACCUAAACAGAAGUACAUCCAGGUUUGCUGAGAAUUAAACUGGAUUAAAGUGUUUUGCAGCUUUGUGCAUUAAAAUGAAGGUCAUCCCUGUGCCUGAAAACCACUAACAAACAAAUGGUUAGAAUUAGCCUAGCAUUAGCCUAGCUUUAGACUGUAAAUCCUUUAGUUUGUUUUAAUGUUUAAACUGUGUGUGUGAAUAUUGAAGAGGCCUUGACACGAGUAGAAGGUACAGACUUAUCAAUGCAACGGAGCAACUCUCCAAAAAGUGCUUUUAUACAAGAAGUCUGGACCCAUUCACCGCCGCGCAGACUCGCAAAGAAACCAGGACUUAACCAAGACUGAACCAGGACUAGACCAGGACUAGACCAGGACUAAACCAGCACCAGGACUAAAUCAGGGCUGAACCAGGACCAAGACUAAACCUGGUGCUGGUUUAGUCCUGGAAUCAACCAGGCCUACACCAGGAAUAAACCAGGAAUGAGAGCAGAACAGGCUGUAGGACAGGAGCAGUGAUUUGGUCCUGUUGUUGUUGUUGUCGUGGUGAUGAAAUAGUUCCUGAAUCCAUUCUUGUUCCUGUUCUUUGCGAGUUUGAGUUGACUCUGAAUCUGAG